AUGAAGCACACCGCCACUCGCGAUCUUGUUCGUAUCGCUGGGUACGAAGAUGAGUACCAAGGUGCACAUCAUGUACGCAUGUUUCUCUGCCGUGCCCACUACGAUGCAGUCAAGUCACAACAACCCCUCCGUCAGACGCGGCCUGGGCCUCGGGCUGCCGGUAAAGAGGCGGAAGAGGCUCUCUCGUCUUAUUUCUCCCCCGCCCGACCUUGCAUCGCAAGCAAGGCACUGCUACCACAUGCUGGCACCUGA
Messenger RNA from Gaeumannomyces tritici R3-111a-1, 252 nucleotides. RefSeq lists its product as hypothetical. Lineage: Eukaryota; Fungi; Ascomycota; Sordariomycetes; Magnaporthales; Magnaporthaceae. The record is from RefSeq and is a predicted model, not a curated record. Bases 1 to 252 code for a protein of 83 amino acids. The transcript has 2 exons.